Phaeoacremonium minimum UCRPA7 is the source of this 5700-nucleotide messenger RNA. RefSeq names its product putative polyketide synthase protein. NCBI's taxonomy places the organism in Eukaryota, Fungi, Ascomycota, Sordariomycetes, Togniniales, Togniniaceae. Gene Ontology annotation, biological process: secondary metabolite biosynthetic process; fatty acid biosynthetic process. The coding region runs from base 1 to 5700 and encodes 1899 amino acids. Gene Ontology annotation, molecular function: phosphopantetheine binding; oxidoreductase activity; fatty acid synthase activity. The transcript has 7 exons. The record is from RefSeq and is a predicted model, not a curated record.
AUGCCCAGUGGCGAGGCUCAAGAAGCUUUGAUGCGCCAAGUCUAUAAGAAUUCCGCACUUGAUCCCAAGGACUGUGGCUUCAUAGAGGCACAUGGAACUGGCACGAAAGUUGGUGACCCUAUUGAAGCAACCGCUCUGCAUAACGUUCUGGGGCAAGGACGGACCUUGCGGGACCCUCUCUAUAUUGGUUCGGUGAAGUCAAAUAUUGGACAUCUGGAAGGCGCUUCUGGCAUCGCCGGCGUGAUCAAGGCAGCCUUGAUGCUUGAGCGUGGUUUCAUCCUGCCGAACUAUGACUUCAAAAGCCCCAACCCGAAAAUACCGUGGAAAGAAUGGAACAUGAAGAUUCCAACCAUGCAACGGCCCUGGCCGAAAGGCAAGAAAUACAUAAGCGUCAAUAAUUUCGGCUUUGGAGGUACCAAUGGUCAUAUAGUCUUAGAGGCAGCACCAUUUCGACAAAAGAUGACCAUAGAGAAGGACUUCGAUCUCGAAAAAGAGAAGUCUCGAAAGCUUUUCGUCUUUACAGCGAACGACAAGACAGCCCUGUCUGCCUUGAUGAAGAAUACCGUCGUUUAUCUGGAGCAAAGACCUGAAAUCUUUCAAGCAGAUUUGAUGGAAAAUGUAGCCUAUACGCUAGGUCAGCGACGGUCACUCCUCCAGUGGCGAGCCACCGUUCCCGCCCAGGACUCAUUUGAACUCAUUGAAGCUUUGUCAGGAGAGAAGUGCACGGUAGGUAAAGAGAUUGAGCCUCUAAGGAUUGGUUUCAUUUUCACUGGCCAGGGCGCUCAAUGGCACGCCAUGGGACGUGAGCUCUAUGACCAUUAUCCGGUUUUUGCUAGCAGCAUCGACUUGGCAGAUAGAUGCCUAGCCUCCCUCGGCGCGGAGUGGUCUCUAGUUGAUGAGCUUAACAGAGAUGCCAAGACCUCUCGAGUCGGCGAGGCUCAUCUCAGCCAGCCUUCAUGCACAGCGAUCCAACUAGCGUUGACUGACCUAUUACAAACAUGGGGAGUACAUCCCACUGCAGUAGCGGGUCACUCGAGUGGGGAGAUAGGGGCUGCUUAUGCCGCAGGUAUCAUCACAUUUGAGGCUGCCAUCGCCAUCGCAUACCACAGAGGAAGGCUUAUUCCCAUCCUCAAACAGAGAUACCCUGAGCUUCAGGGUCGCAUGAUGGCUGUUGGUGGAAGUAAAGAAGAGAUCAGCCCUCUCAUUGAUUCGCUGAAGGAAAAGGAAGUGCGAAUUGCUUGCUUCAACAGUCCGUCUAGUCUAACCAUCUCCGGAGAUGAGCCUGCUCUAGCCGAGCUUGAAAAGAUUAUCGAAGAGAAACAAAUGUUCAAUCGGCGACUGCUUGUCGAGACAGCUUAUCACUCCCAUCAUAUGAAUUUGGUCGCGAAGGAUUACCGCGCAUCUUUGCUUAAACUUGGGGCACCUGUCAAAACAGACGUCAUGUUUCAUUCGUCGCUCUAUGGACGUCUGGCCGAGGGCGCUGAACUGCAAGCACAGUACUGGGUUGAUAACCUGACUUGUCCAGUGAGAUUCUCAGAAGCGGUGCAGAGCAUGCUUGAGCCUGAUGGAGAGCAUAAGACUGGGGUGAACAUGCUUGUGGAAUUGGGCCCACACUCUGCUCUCCAGGGACCUAUCAAGCAGAUACUCAAGGCCGUAGGUGGCGCCGCUGCUAAAGUACCGUACGGUUCUGCUCUCAUCAGAAAGAAGGAUGCCGUCGAGUCCGCCCAAGAGCUUGCUUCGACGCUAUUCACGAAAGGCGCCACUCUCGACUUUGCAGCCAUCAAUUUCCCGAAACCGGGCAAACACCCUGCGCUGUUGACAGAUUUGCCACGAUACCCCUGGAACUACCAGAACAAAUACUGGCAAGAGUCUCGCAUGACUGACAAGCAUAAAAAUCGCAAGUCGCCACGCAGUGAUAUUCUCGGAACUGAGGCCAUCUACUCACAUGACUUGGAGCCAACAUGGAGAAAUAUCGUCAGGCUUGAUGACUUGCCAUGGCUCCGUCAUCACAAGAUACAAGGGCUCAACGUUUUCCCAAUGGCAGCAUUCAUUGUCAUGGCUCUUGAGGCUGCCGCUCAACGGGCUGCCUCUAAAGAAGUCCACGUUCAAAAAUUUGAAGUCAAAGACUUGACUGUGAUUAAACCUCUCAUCAUUCCGGACGAGGAUGUUGAGAUGACCAUCACCAUUCGACCACAUCAAGAAGGUACUCUUGUAUCUUCCGAUAUUUGGGACGAGUUCAGAAUAUCCUCGUGGUCUGUAAACAAAGGCUGGACUGAGCACUGCAUUGGUCUCGUUGCUGCAGAAACUCAUGAUGCCAACGCGGUGGAUAGCACAAGACAAAAAGAAGCGUCCGAGGCGCUUCUGCAAUCUACUGCCCAAGUUAUACAAGAUGCAGGAGCCGCUCCCAUCUCCCCUGUUGCGCUGUAUGACAGGCUAUCAGAGGUUGGGGUCGCAUAUGGACCUACCUUCCAAGGUAUUGAGGAAUGCCGUUCGUGCACCAACUACUCUAUGGGAAAGGUCGUCGUCAAGGAUAUUGCAAAGGAAAUGCCAAACAAUUAUCUAGCAACUCCUCUAGUUCAUCCGGCAUUUCUGGAAUCGCUUAUCGAGAUGUAUUGGCCAAUGCUUGGAGCAGGAAAAGCCGACAUCGAUACAGUUUACUUGCCAUCAUCAGUUCGGCGGAUUUCUAUCACGACGGAAGUACUUGAUACGGUGAAAGAGCCAGGCACCACACUGAGUGUCUACUGCAAAGGAGAAUUGCCGCUGCAAACUCCAAAGCCAGCCAAAGUCACGAUCUUUGCUACUACGAGCUCGGAUUCUCUGGAGCCUCUGAUUACUUUUGAAGAUUUGACUGUAUCUCCAAUCAUCGAAGGCGAGACGGAACUGGAUGUGAACGCACCAAGAGAAUUGUGCUUUAAAAUGGAAUGGGAACCAAUCCUUCAAAGCCUAGAAGACACAACAAGUGUCCCCGCUAGCUUCCCGGAUACCCAGGUUGCGAUAGUUCAUGAAGAAUCAAACUUUCAGAAUCUCGUGGCCAUGGGCUUAGCUACUGAGCUCGAACAAGCAACAGGCAAGCAGCCAGAGUUUGGGAGCCUGGAGAGCAUUGAUGCGGCUGGAAAGAUCCUGGUCUUCUUGUCUGAAUUACACAAACCAAUUCUGGCCGACUUGUCUGAGAACCAAUUUCUUGCACUUCAAAAACUUCUCGCAGGUGUUGAGGGAGUCCUCUGGGUUGUAAGGGGAGCAUAUGAUAGAUCAGUAAGCCCAGAAGCGAAUAUGGUCUCAGGUCUCAGUAGGGCCAUUCGCUCUGAAACCGCAAUGAAGUUUGCCACGCUGGACUUGGACGCAGCAACCCAGCUGUCAGAAGCAGAAACUACCAGGGCCAUUUUGGACGUCUUCCGAGCCGCAUUUGGAUCUAAGUCGUCAAACACUAGCGAGCUCGAAUUCAUGGAACGAGGAGGGGCUUUUUACACCCCACGAAUUGUCAAUGAUGACGAGAUGAAUGCGUACGUUCACAAGCAGACGAACCCAUCUGUUCUUGAGCCUACACCAUUUGGUGCAGAUGAUCGCAAACUGAAGCUCACCAUCACCACUCCCGGUGCACUUGAAACGCUGCAUUUCCUUGAUGACCCUAGUGUCGAAGAGCCUUUGCAUUCCGACCAGGUCGAAAUCGAAGUCAAGGCUGCUGGAAUGAACUACCGAGAUGUCAUGACCGUCAAGGGACAGGUUGUCGGUGAGCUUGGAGUGGAAGCAAGCGGUGUUGUCACUAGAACCGGAAGCACUGCCACUGGUGUGCAUGUCGGUGAUCGAGUCUCAUGUCUCACGGAGGGCUCUUAUGCUACUCGUACUCGUGCAAACGCUGGACUCGUCUUCAAGAUCCCGGAUGACCUGUCUUUCGAAGCCGCAGCUACAAUUCCUCUAGCCUAUUCCACAGCAUAUCAUAGUUUAGUCGAGCUUGGAAGACUGACAGAAGGUGAAAGCGUGCUCAUCCAUGCCGCAGCUGGAGCGGUAGGACAAGCUGCAAUCUCCAUCUCUCAGAUGAUUGGUGCGGAGAUCUUUGCAACCGUGGGUAGUGCAGAAAAGAAGGAGCUUCUGAUGAGGGAGUACAAUAUUCCAGAGGACCAAAUCUUCUACAGCCGCGACACAUCCUUUGGCAAUGGUAUUCGACAAAUCACGGAUUACAAAGGCGUGGACGUCAUUCUCAAUUCACUUACGGGUGAUUCUCUUCGGGAAUCAUGGAGUUGUCUGAAUAAAUUCGGCCGAUUUAUAGACAUUGGCAGACGAGACCUCUCUCACAAGACCCGGAUUGAGAUGUCACAUGCCGAUAACAACGCCAGUUUCAUAUCAGUCGAUAUAUUUGGAUUGCUUGCAGAGCGUCCUAAACAAGUUAAGAGAUUGAUGGCUGAUGUGGCAAAACUGGUCAAGUACGGCAAGGUCCGACCCGUUGCACCAAUAACGACAUUUCCCAUCUCAGACAUCGAAUCAGCCUUCAAGGCUUUACAGAACGCAAGAACUGAGGGCAAGUUAGUGAUAGUCCCGGGCGCAGAUGAUAUUGUUCUGGCACCACCCUCCAAGAAGCUCAAUGAUCUCUUGAAGCCUGAUGCAACAUAUAUUCUGAUCGGAGGAACUGGCGGGCUCGGUCGUAGUAUGGCUCGCUGGAUGGUUAGCAAGGGAGCGAAGCACAUUGUUCUCGUUUCUCGGACCGGAUCUGCUACUGGCAAGGUCAAGGAACUCAUUGAUGAUAUGAGCGCCAUAGGCGCGAGCAUCAUCGUAAAACGAUGCAAUGUUGUGAAUACGACCGAGGUCAAUGAUCUCGUUGCCAAUGGUCUUCAUGGGCUUCCACCUGUCCGUGGUGUUGUACAUGGAACCAUGGUCCUGCAUGAUGUGCUUUACGAGAAGAUGACCUUCGACGAUUACGUGACGGUACUUGAGGGCAAAGUGCAAGGUGGAUGGAACUUCCAUCACGCUCUGGCAUCAGCACCUCUUGACUUCUUCGUCGCUAUCUCAUCCGCCGCUGGAGCCGUGGGCAACCGUGGGCAGGCAGCAUAUGCCGCUGCUAACUGUUUCCUUAAUGCCCUGGUUCAACACAGAUUAGCACAGGGUGUCCCUGCUUCUUCCUUAGACUUGACUAUGGUCUCCGACUCUGGAUAUCUAGCCGACAACGCUGAAAAGCUUGCAGAGGUUAGCCGGAACUUGGGCAGUGAUAGCAUCUGCGAAUCCGAGGUUCUUGCACUGCUCGGGGCAGCAAUCAGCGGAAAACUCGCCACUACUUGCAAUAACCAUACAAUUACUGGCAUGCGGAUCACUCCGAGUAUGCAACCCUUCUGGACCACUGAUGCUAAGUUCAAGCAUCUGCGGUUAGCUAUGGAGGCUGCGGCUGCAGCGGAUGCAAGCGCAAAUGCUGGUGCCAUCUCGUUCAAUGCGGCUCUCAAGGCUGCUAAAUCGCCAGCAGAGGCCGAGGAAGUUGUCUGUAAUGGCCUAGUUGGCAAAAUCUCAUCAGUGUUGAUGCUCGAUAUUGAGGACAUGGACGUCACCCGAUCUUUGUCACACUACCCUCUCGACUCGCUGGUGGCCAUUGAGAUUCGCAACUUCAUCACUCGAGAAUUCGAGGCUAACAUGCAAGUCCUCGAGCUCUUGUCCAGUGGCUCUAUCCAGACUCUAUCAAGGGCAGUCUGUGGAAAGAGCAAAUUGGUAGCAUUUACCUGA